GAAGAGAAAAAACAAACCCUUAAUACGUAGCUGAGAAGCAAGAAAAGAUAGAGAAAACGUGAGAGAUCGAUCAUGGCGACUUCAACAGGUGAAACAACAAGUUUAACACAAAAGGAAGUUAAUGUGGCUGCAGAAUUAUUGAUAGAAUUGAACCAAUAUCAACCUCGAUAUCAAAGACAGUCACCAGAAGAAGAAGAUACAGAUGAUGAAGAGAAUAUAGAUGAUGAAGACGAUACAUAUGAUGAGUUUGCGUCCACUCCAUUAUUACAGGUAAGCCAAGCUCAUCAAAAGAAGUCUAGGAAGAGGGAAGAAAAAUCUGACAAAAAUCAACCUAAGAGGGUUAAGAAACAGAAUAUCAUGAAAAUAAAUAUCAAAGACUUUUCAGAAGAGACUCGGAGGUCAAUUGAGGUAUGGUACAAAGCUGAAAUCGAUCCACAUGAAAUAUUCGGCGAUAAUGAGGUGACAAGGCAAUUCAGCAAACCGAUAAAGAAGCAGUUGAUGUCGAGCGACGUCGAUAAAGAUCAAAGCAGGCUCAUGUUAUCUAAGGAGCAAGUGAAGGAGAAGAUGCUUCCUUUUCUAGAAGAAUCAGAGAAUCCGGUAAAGGGGGUUGAUGUUUCGGUGUAUGGACCAGACGGAAAAGUUCAACAGAUGAAGUUCAAGUUCUGGAAUGGGGAUAAAACACCUGUGUUAACUACGGGAUGGAAGGAGUUUGUUGCAAAAUGUGGUCUUCUAAUGACUUCCGAUUUUGUCACUGUUUGGAUGUUUAGGCACAUAAAGACUCGAAAUAUUUGCUUUGCUAUUCACCGCGUUAGAUUUCCUUUAAAAAAUUAAUCGAGUGGGAUGAUUUUGAAGACUGCUUUCUUGAAUCUAAAUUAGUGUUUUUUGUUUUGGUUUAUGGAUACUUACGUAAAAACAUUUAUUCAUUAAUGAAUUCAAACGAUUCCC
Messenger RNA from Arabidopsis arenosa, 945 nucleotides. Lineage: Eukaryota; Viridiplantae; Streptophyta; Magnoliopsida; Brassicales; Brassicaceae. The record is from the annotation of a GenBank genome assembly.